AUGGAGCUGCUGCUGAGCAGCAGCAGCAGCAGGAAGUUUAUAAAUGCUGUCUCCUUUGUUGAGGAGACAAAAAGGGGACUGGCAGAAGCAGCAGCAGCACAAAUACAUAAAAACCCCAAAAGAGUUUUUGUUGCUGCUUCUUUAUUUCUUGGUUUGUCUCCUGAUGAUAUAGGUUAUACAAUAAAACAUAAAGACACAGAUCCUGCUGCUGCUGCUGCAGCAGAAGCAGCAGCAGCAGAAGCAGCAGCAGCAAACUGCAGCAACGGCAUCUGUACAAGCAGCAGUGGUCUGCUGCCUAUACACCCCAGAGUGCAGCACGCGCUUGAUAGAUACGAUGCAGCAGCAGCAGCAGCAGCAGCAGCAAAGACAACAACGCCACCGCCAGCAGCAGCAGCAGGGGCGCAAACAGAAACAGCAGCAGCUGCAGCAGCAGCAGCAGCAGCAGCAGCAGCAGCUCCAGCUGCUGCAGCAGACGGAAUAAAAAUGAUGCUUAAUGUAGGCAGCAGCACUGUUGAUGCUGCUGUCGUUUCCUUUAAAAACAGCAGCAGCAGCAGCAGCAGCAGCAGCAGCAGCAGCAGCAGCAGCAAGGGGGGAGAGGUUGUGCCGCAAAGACAGCAGCUAGAGAGAUUGAUAGAGACCAGUGGUCUCCUUGAGGAUAUAGAGGAGACAGCAGCAGCAGCAGCAGCAGCAGCAGCAGAAGCGACAAAAGCUGCUGCUGCUGCAGCAGAUAAACAUGAACCUGUAACAACAGCAGCAGUAGCAGCAGCAGCAGCAGCAGCAGCAGCAGCAGCAGCAGCAGCAGAAGCAGAUAUAGAAGCAAUAGAGCUGCUGGGGGGGGCCUGGCGUGUGCCUAGGGCUAUCCAGGAGUUUAGUUUACGUAUAGGGGAUAAAAAAGGAGACAAAAAGGAGACAAAAGGAGACAAAAAAGAGACAGAAGAAAGCGAAAAAAAGGAGACAGAUAAAGAAGACAUAAAGGAGACAGAUACAGCCGAGAAAACAGAAAAAAAAGGAGACAAAAAGGAGACAAAAGGAGACAAAAAGGAGACAGUUCAGACCCUUCUCAAUGGAGACGAAGCAAUGGCGACGGGAGCAGCAUUUGUAGCAGCAAACGCAACAACAACGUUUAGGGUGAGGAAGCUGCUGCUGCAGGAUGGUGUUCCUUAUACAUAUUCUCUGCGUUUCUUCGGCCUGCAGCAGCAGCAGCAGCAGCAGCAGCAGCAGCAGCAGCAGCAGCAGCAGCAGCAGCAGCAGGAGGGAGAAGAGUAUAGAAAGGUGCUGCUGCAGCCCUUCUCUAGACUCAGCGGCAGCAAAAAGGUAACAGUAAGAGCAGCAACAGAUUUCGUGCUGCAGCUGCUGGAGGACGAGAAGGUGCUAACAACUCAUACUAUUUCAGGUGUACACGCAGCUCAGCAGCAGCAGCAGCAGCAGCAGCAGCAGCAGCAGCAGCAGCAGGGGGAGGGGGAGGGGGAGGAGACAGAAGAAGAGGUAUCUAAGGCGGAGUUGAUCUUCUCUAUAGAUGCUGCAGGCGUAAUACAACUCAAAACAGCAACACUUGUUAUGGAGAAAACAACAUACACUGCUGCUGACGAAAAGGAGACACCUGCUGCUGCUGCUGCUGCUGCUGCUGCUGCUGGGAGGACGAGAAGGUGCUAA
Eimeria mitis is the source of this 1653-nucleotide messenger RNA. RefSeq lists its product as uncharacterized. The transcript is spliced from 6 exons. The record is from RefSeq and is a predicted model, not a curated record. Lineage: Eukaryota; Apicomplexa; Conoidasida; Eucoccidiorida; Eimeriidae. Bases 1 to 1653 code for a protein of 550 amino acids.